AUGGAGUGCUCAGCUGCUCUCUUAGUUUAUUCAUGCCUCCUCUUAAUACCAAUAGCUCUGUUGUUGUAUGCCAAGACCACAAGGCCAAGUUUGAGGCUCCCUCCUGGUCCGAGAAGGCUGCCGAUCAUCGGCAACCUUCAUCAAUUGGGUGAGCUUCCAUACCGCUCCCUCUGCCUCUUGUCAGAGAAACAUGGCCCACUUAUGAGCCUAAAACUUGGUAGUACACCAACGCUCAUCAUAUCCUCCUCGGAUAUGGCUUGUGAAAUUUUGAAGACCCAAGAUCUCAUCUUUUGCACCCGACCUCCCCUUGUUGCCCAUAAACGAUAUUCCUAUGGUGGAUUAGACAUGGCCUUCGCACCAUACGGAGAACAGUGGAGACAAGUGCGGAGGAUCUGUAUGUUAGAAGUCUUCAGUGCCAAGCGAGUAUUAGCUUUUCAGUCCAUAAGGGAGGAAGAAAUAGAAACCCUAAUACAAACUAUCAUAAGGAACACAUCUAGCAGUCCUGUGAAUCUUAGCGAGAUGCUGUUGUGUCUCUUUAACAAUAUAACUAGUCGAGAGGUCUUCAACAGGAGGUUCUCGGGGGAUGGUGAGUGUACGAGGAGCAAUAAUCACGAUCUUAUAAGGGAGAUUAUGUCUAUAAUGGGUGGAUUUUGUUUGGGGGAUUUUUUCCCCUCGAUGGAGUGGUUGGAUGUGCUUACCGGCUUGCGCGGGAGAAUCGAGAGGAGCUUUCAUGGCUUGGAUGAGCUCCUCGAGGAGGAGAUCAACAAGCACAUAAAUGCUAAGGGAAACCAUGAUGACUUCAUCGAUGUUCUGCUUGGGCUUCAGAAGGAUCCAAGCCUUGGGUUCAUUCUCACCAGGGAUCAAAUGAAAGCUAUCAUCAUGAAUGUGUUCCUUGGUGGAUCAGAUACCUCUGCGUCCACCAUAGAGUGGGCAAUGUCAGAGCUCAUGAAAAACCCAAAGAUUAUGAAGAAGGCACAAGAUGAAAUUCGAGGUCUCCUAGGAAAUAAAGGAAAAGUGGAAGAGUGUGGCAUUCAGAAACUUCAUUAUCUGAAGCUUGUAAUAAAAGAAGUUCUUCGAUUGCACCCUCCGGCUCCACUAUUAAUCCCUCGAGAAUGCAUGCAUGAUUGCAAAAUUAAUGGAUAUGACAUUCCUAAAAAAACAAUGGUGUAUAUAAAUGCAUGGGCCAUUGGAAGAGACCCCAACAAUUGGCAGGAUGCUGAAGCAUUCGUGCCUGAAAGGUUUGAAGAGAAUGACAUCAGCUACAAGGGGCAGCACUUCGAUUUUAUACCAUUCGGGAGUGGCCGAAGGAUAUGUCCUGGCAUGUCACUAGGAUUGGUUGCUACGGAGAUUGCCCUUGCAAAUCUUCUCUAUAGGUUCAAUUGGGAGUUACCCAAUGGAAUGAGCAGAGAAGAUUUUGGCAUGGAAGAGCACUUUGGACUAGUUAUUCACAGAAGAUCACCUCUUCUUCUGGUGGCAACCCCAACAUCUUUCGCUGCAUAGAGUUCCUAUAUGAACCAAGUAUAGCUGUCCCCGCCAUUGUAGCCUUUUUAUAAAUAAAAUUGAGGAAGGAAUUUUACUUUUAAAUAACUUCGUACUUGAUUUCACUGGAAAAUAAUGGAAGGAUAUAUGUCUGCUUAUUGUGGUUGGAGCCUUUGCAUGGUGAGUUUAUCAACGAGCAUGUCAAAACAAAUUCCAAAAUAUCUAUAAAUAUUAAAUGCUGUAAAAUUAGAUCAUCAAUAAAAUUCUUUGUAAUAAUUUCUCU
This is a messenger RNA of Elaeis guineensis (African oil palm), 1762 nucleotides long. RefSeq names its product cytochrome P450 71A1. NCBI's taxonomy places the organism in Eukaryota, Viridiplantae, Streptophyta, Magnoliopsida, Arecales, Arecaceae. The record is from RefSeq and is a predicted model, not a curated record. Gene Ontology annotation, molecular function: oxidoreductase activity, acting on paired donors, with incorporation or reduction of molecular oxygen; heme binding; monooxygenase activity.